AUGUCUUCCCCGGCAAACAGGAGGAGUCGCUCCUCUAAACAAGCGACUGCCUCGCCAGCCUCUUCUUUGGCUCGUGAACCUCCCAGCAGCCCAACCCAACAGACAACGCCCCGCGCAGCCAGACGGCUUGCGGCCGAACGAAAUGUGCCAUCCUCUUCACCUAUGUUCUUCCAAUCGUCGCCAACGAGAAGCAAUCGAGGCGCAGAGACCCCUGAUGUUCGCAUGGCAGAGGCCAGCUCCACAGUUGAUGACGGCGAGCGAACCCCUCGUGCGGCAGGAAUUCGAGACUCCUCUCCUAUCAACUAUAUCCCCAGCUCUAGUCCUACCAGGGGCUUCGGUCGAUCUGAUGUUCGCUCCGACAUUCGAUCCGAUAUUCGAUCGGACGCACACAGCAUAAGCAGUGGUCUGUUUGUGUCACCCAGUGGUCAAGGCCGUCGGGGCGCUCCCCGUCGAAGUGAUAUCCACACUGGUGGUUACGGAUCGACUCCCUCGCGCAGAAACCGAGUCUUCGUGGGCGCCGACGGGCUCCCUUCCGGUGACAAUGUCGCUCGAUCAGAUGCUACCUUCUCAAACAUUAACCCAGGCACCUCUGAGGCAGAGGCUAUGGCCGGUAACUCAUCCCGUGUCAUCUGGGGUACCAACAUCUCCAUUCAGGAUUCUAUGUCCGCCUUCAAGAAUUUCCUCUAUAACUUCGCCACAAAAUACCGCCUGUGGGCCGACGGUGCUUCCGAGGACGAGACUCGACUUUUGGGAGGCUCAGCCGAGAAACGUGAAUACAUUAACAUGCUAAAUGAUAUGCGACGACUUGGUCUAACUACUUUCAACCUCGAUGCCAAGAAUCUCAAAUCUUAUCCCCUUACACAGAAGCUCUGGCACCAGCUACUCGCUUACCCUCAGGAAAUCAUUCCAUUGAUGGAUCAGACUGUCAAAGAUGUUAUGGUUGACCUGGCCCUUAAGGAAAUGGAUGUCUUGCGUUCAGAGACCCAACGCGGGGCUCAAGGCCGCCAUGGCCAAUCCAUUCUCACAUCCGAUGGAAUAGUUCCCCAGGCGGAUGUGCCUGAUCUGGUUGGCGAAGUUGAAGCUAUGUCUUACAAAGUGCUUCCAUUUGGUUUGGAUCAGACUGUGAAUAUGAGAGAUCUUGACCCAGCUGACAUGGAUAAGUUGGUCAGUAUUAAGGGUCUUGUCAUUCGUGCCACUCCUGUGAUUCCUGACAUGAAAGAGGCAUUCUUCCGGUGCAAUACCUGUAGUUUUGGUGUUCAAGUUGACAUUGAUCGAGGUCGCAUUCAGGAACCCACUGUCUGCCCUCGAGAUGCGUGCAAGUCCAAAAAUUCCAUGCAACUUCAACACAACCGAUGUUCUUUCUCCGACAAGCAGGUUAUCAAACUCCAGGAAACACCUGACAAUGUCCCAGAUGGUCAAACUCCUCACUCUGUUUCUCUUUGUGUGUACGAUGAGUUGGUCGACGUUUGCAAGGCUGGUGACCGAGUCGAGGUGACUGGUAUCUUCCGCUGUAACCCGAUGCGUGUUAGCGCUCGUCAGCGUUCUCAGAAGGCCCUCUUCAAGACCUAUAUCGAUGUUCUUCACGUUCAAAAGGUCGACCGCAAGAAGAUGGGAAUAGACACCUCAACUGUUGAACAAGAGAUGUCCGAGCAGGCGGCUGAGGCUGACCAGGCCCGCAAGAUCUCUGCCGAGGAGGAAGAGAAAAUUAAGUUGACCGCUGCUCGCCCUGAUGUGUACGAAUUGCUGGCUCGGUCACUUGCUCCCAGUAUUUACGAGGCGGAUGAUGUCAAGAAGGGUAUCUUGCUCCAGCUAUUUGGUGGUACAAACAAAACCUUCCAGAAAGGUGGUAACCCCCGCUACCGUGGAGAUAUCAACAUCCUCCUGUGUGGUGACCCUUCAACUGCCAAGUCCCAAUUGUUGCGUUAUGUACACAAGAUCGCCCCUCGUGGUGUUUACACCAGUGGUAAGGGUUCGUCUGCUGUUGGUCUUACUGCCUAUGUGACUCGCGAUCCCGAGACUCGCCAAAUGGUACUGGAGUCCGGAGCCCUGGUCCUGUCCGAUGGUGGUACUUGCUGCAUUGACGAGUUUGAUAAGAUGAAUGAAGCCACACGGUCCGUGCUGCACGAAGUGAUGGAGCAGCAGACUGUAUCCAUUGCCAAGGCCGGUAUCAUCACCACAUUGAAUGCCCGAACAUCAAUUUUGGCAUCCGCCAACCCCAUCGGCAGUCGCUAUAACCCCAAGCUGCCAGUGCCUCAAAAUAUUGACCUCCCUCCUACUCUGCUUUCUCGUUUCGACCUUGUUUACUUGGUUCUGGACCGCGUGGAUGAGACCGAGGAUCGUCGCUUGGCGAAGCACUUGGUGGGCAUGUAUCUGGAAGACGCCCCCGAGAAUGGAAGCUCAGAGGAGAUUUUGCCUAUCGAGUUCCUUACUGCCUACAUUACAUACGCCAAGACCAAGAUCAACCCCGUUUUGACUCCUGCAGCUGGUACCGCACUGGCCGAUGCCUAUGUCGCUAUGCGUCAAUUAGGUGACGAUAUUCGCGCCACUGAGCGCCGUAUCACCGCAACCACUCGACAACUGGAGUCCAUGAUUCGUCUUUCCGAGGCACAUGCCCGUAUGCGCUUGUCGGAAGAAGUCACCCCCUCCGAUGUUGAGGAGGCCGUGCGUCUGAUUCGCUCUGCCAUUAAGCAGGCUGCCACCGAUUCUCGCACUGGUCUCAUUGACAUGGGCUUGCUCACCGAGGGUACGAGUGCCAGCGAGCGCCGUAUGCGCGAGGAUCUCAAGAAGGCCCUACUGGCCCGUCUGGAUGACCGUUCUGGUGUGAACAACGCCCCAGUGCGAUGGACGGAUCUCUUCCGCGAUAUGGGUGAACAGAGUGACAUUCAGAUCGAGCACCAGCAGUUUAGCGAUGCGAUUCGGUCGCUCGAGGCUGAGGGUGCCGUGAACGUCUUGGGUGAGGGUCCACGACGCAGCAUCCGCCGGGCGGCGAUGGGAAUGUCUUGA
Messenger RNA from Penicillium angulare, 3003 nucleotides. Its product is annotated as MCM DNA helicase complex subunit MCM4. The coding region runs from base 1 to 3003 and encodes 1000 amino acids. Gene Ontology annotation, molecular function: single-stranded DNA binding; single-stranded DNA helicase activity; ATP binding. The record is from RefSeq and is a predicted model, not a curated record. The transcript has 5 exons. Gene Ontology annotation, biological process: DNA replication; mitotic DNA replication initiation; DNA strand elongation involved in DNA replication. Lineage: Eukaryota; Fungi; Ascomycota; Eurotiomycetes; Eurotiales; Aspergillaceae. Gene Ontology annotation, cellular component: nucleus; MCM complex.